This is a messenger RNA of Phoenix dactylifera (date palm), 2645 nucleotides long. RefSeq lists its product as uncharacterized. NCBI's taxonomy places the organism in Eukaryota, Viridiplantae, Streptophyta, Magnoliopsida, Arecales, Arecaceae. The record is from RefSeq and is a predicted model, not a curated record.
GUUACCUAAUUAAAUAGUGGUUAUCGAUGCUUAAAUUUAACCACAUCAAGCUAUCCAGAGCCAAACGGUAGCCUGGAUUUACUGAUGCCUUUUUUUGUCAGCGAACUAUUUACCUUUCAGCGUGGAAAUGCAGAAGAAAUGAAGAAGAGAGGAGAAAUCUUUUCCAAUUUCCGUUCUCCUUUCUCAGAAAUAACAAUGCAAAUGACUCGCAUGAAAUGCGAAUCCCUCCAUCUCUGCUUCUUCUACUGCCGCUGCUGAUAAGAUCCAACAGGCAACGAUGUCCCGGCGCAAACGUCCUCCUCCUCCUCCUCCACGUAAAAAGAAGCCACAGCAGCAGAAGGAAAAAGAGGAGGACGAUGACGAGGAGGAGGUCGCGGGUCUGGGCAUGGGCAACUCCCUGUCUCGCGACCCCCAGGUGUGCCUGGCCCUCUACAUCGCCAUGGCGCACGCCGGCCUCGCCCUCUCCCUCGCCCUCCUCUACGGCCUCACUCGCCUCCUCCGCGACUACUGGCGCCCCAUCCUGUGGGCCCUCCUCUGCUCCAUGCCCCUCCGCGAGCUCCACACCGCCAUCGUCUCCUUCUGGUCCCACCCCCUCCGCCUGGGCCUCCUCGAGACCCUCCUCGCCAUCCCCCUCGCCGCCUUCCGCUCCGCCGCAUCCUCCCUCAUCGACUCCCACGCCGCCGUCCUCCGCCUCCUCCACCGCCGCGCCCCCCUCCUCCCCACCCCCACCGCCCCCGUCGGCUUCUCCAAGCUCAUGCAGUGGCUCGUCUCCUUCGGCCUCUUCGUCCUCCUCCACGAGCGCGUCGGCCCCCUCUCCCUCCCCGUCUUCGCCGUCCCCGCUCUCCUCGCCUACGCCAACGGCUCCCGCCCGCCCCCCGUCGCCGCCACCCUCUCCCGCAUCCACAGCCGCCGCCGACCCCGCCCCGCCCGCACCCCCGUCCUCAGCCGCCUCUCCCGCUACCUCACCUCCGGCCUGCUCUCCCGCCUCCACACCCUCGUCGCCAUCAGCCUCAUCAUCUUCAUGAUCUUCGGCACCCUCUCCGGUUUCCUCUUCUUCUCCUACAAGAUCGGCAUCGAGGGCAGGGACGCGGUUAUCUCCAUCAAAACCCACCUCCAGCACCACAAUUACUCGCAGUGGAUCGGGUUUCAAAAGUGGAUGGAUGACAACGAUGUCCCCGUGCUCAUCGAGUCUUACACCUCCAAAUUCUACGAGAGCAUCUCCCAGUACAUCGACUCCCUUGCCCUCCAAUACAAUGCCACUGAGAUAGUGGAUGGUUUCAGGCUCCACUUGCUCAAGCCAUUGGAAUCUUCCAAUUCCUCGGCCAUAGCUGAGCAACGAGAACAUCAUCAUGCUUUCCCCAAGAAGCUGCAGAUUUUCCUCCACAGGGUCAGGAACCAGGAGUGGAGGUUGAUUUAUGCCGAGUCGGAUGGGGUUUUCAGAGAAUUCCUGGCUGUGAUUGCGAGGGACGACUUGAUGGAGAAGAUUAAGGCCAUCGCUCUUCAGAGCAUCGAUGUCUCGAAGCGGGUGUUUGCUAGUACCACCAUGGUUUUGGCAGGGAGUGCGAACAUCUUGUUCUCUGUCACUCUUUCGCUUCUCUCUGGGGCUGUGGAAUUGCUGAACUUUGUUUCCCAGCUCACACUUUUCUUCUGGCUUCUGUAUUAUCUGAUCACUUUGGAAUCAGGGGGUGUCAUGGACCAUGUUCUGGAGAUGCUUCCCAUCUCCAAGUCGACUCGUGUCCGAUGUGCAGAGGUUCUCGACCAUGCUGUCAGUAGUGUGUUGUUGGCCACUGCUAAGGUGGCCCUGUUCCAGGGGUGUUUUACUUAUCUUUUGUUCCGGUUCUACCGCAUACAUUUCCUCUAUGUCUCGACUUCCCUUGCAUGGAUGAGUGCUGUUUUCCCGAUAACCCCAUUUUGGCUUUCGUCCAUCCCUGCAGCAGCUCAGUUGGUUAUGGAAGCUAGAUAUGUUGAAGCUGUUGGAUUAACAGCGGUUCAUCUUGUACUUUUGGAUUAUGGUACAUGUGCCAUCCAAGAUGAGAUACCUGGGCAGAGCUCUUACCUGACAGGGCUUAGCAUUAUUGGUGGCAUUGCAUUGUUCCCAUCUGUCUUGGAGGUACCCCCACCCCUUGGGCCCUUGGCUAUCUCAAAGUAAACUUCAACGGCAGUAGGUCAGUGGAUGGUGUGACUGGAGGAGUUGGAUUUGUGAUCAGUGACCACUGUGGUAGGAUGCUUGCCGCAGGAGGGCAGCGUACACCAGGGCUUACAGUAGUUGGGGCAGAGUUGCGGGCUGUCUGAGAGGGCUUAUCCUACGCCAGGCAGGUGCUUGGUGUCGAACGGGUGCACCUUGAGGGAGACUCAGCGGUGGUGAUCGACUGGAUUCGGGGGGCGGACAGGUAUGGUGAUGGUCACCUCCUUAUCCGGGAGACUCAUAGGAUGGCUCAGCUGAUGAGCGGCUUUCAGGCAGAUCACGUGUUUAGGGAGGCGAACAAGGCCGCAGACUGGGUCGCCUCUUUUAUUGUCCGGCACUCCAAGGAUGUUUUGCGGACGUCUGCAUCAGAUGCUCCUUUUGCUUUGAUGUCAUUUCUUUCUUGUGAUUUGGCUAGUUGUACUCAUGUUAGACUUAUAUGAAUGAGUAGCCGUUUUUACCA